AUGUCCGAUCAACAAUCUCGUUCUCGUAAACGCAAGCGUGACUCUAGCAAGGAUGUGCUAGAUGCUAUCCUUGCCAGGUUGAAUACGCUUGAAGAACGUUUUGCUACGCCGCCGCCGCAGCCGUCCGGGCUACCUUUACAGGUUGCUUCAACAUCCCUAGAGCAUACGCCGCAACCGGUACAACCUGCGCUAACGGGUGGUGCAACCACUGAUGACGUACGUGAUGACGACUCAACCGCGGGUCGUGCAUCUACCUUAUUAACGCGAGAAAGCAUCUCUACGGGUAGCGAUACAACUGGCAGAAUCGUGGAGGCUAUCACUUCGCUAGUUAAAGCAGUUGGAAAAUUAGACUCCUGCAUGCGUGGGCCUUACAAGGUAUUGAAACGACUUCCACAUCAUCGGUAUGAAUUGGAGUUGUUGGCUGGCUCGUAUGGAAAGCGUACAGAGGCUGCAGCUGAAAACAUGGUAGCGUGGGCAGGAGAGUGGACCCCCGAGACCUGCGCCGCAUUCUUUGAAUCGGAGUCUGAUGAUUCUAUGCACGAUACAUCGGUGGAAGCUGAGACGAGUUCAAGUGUUGAACACAGCAGAGUGGCGGACGAGGACGACCGCCCGUCAGGAGAGGCCGUGUUGAACGAGGAUGAA
This is a messenger RNA of Brenthis ino (lesser marbled fritillary), 642 nucleotides long. The record is from the annotation of a GenBank genome assembly. NCBI's taxonomy places the organism in Eukaryota, Metazoa, Arthropoda, Insecta, Lepidoptera, Nymphalidae.